Messenger RNA from Ziziphus jujuba (common jujube), 2239 nucleotides. Its product is annotated as bifunctional 3-dehydroquinate dehydratase/shikimate dehydrogenase, chloroplastic. Lineage: Eukaryota; Viridiplantae; Streptophyta; Magnoliopsida; Rosales; Rhamnaceae. Bases 394 to 1965 code for a protein of 523 amino acids. Gene Ontology annotation, biological process: chorismate biosynthetic process; shikimate metabolic process. Gene Ontology annotation, molecular function: shikimate 3-dehydrogenase (NADP+) activity; 3-dehydroquinate dehydratase activity. The transcript is spliced from 10 exons. The record is from RefSeq and is a predicted model, not a curated record.
AUGUGGGCUCCAAUGUAUUAGCCAUUCUCUUUUUCAACACACUUAAAUCAAUUUUAUUUAUUUAUUUCUCUGUCACCUACUCCGUUUUUUCUUCAAAUCCACUCUCCAAUUUUUCAGAGAGUACCGGGUUGUCGUCAACUGCGUAAUGUUUCAAUUCACGUAGGACUCAUCAACACGCAACUCUGUUUCUGAUUCCAGCUUUUUUCUUUUUGUUUUAGCCCAAACUUUACUCAUUUCCUUCUCACAACAUUUUUCCUUUUACCAUAUGAUAUCAUUCUAUUUGAGCUGCAGAGGUUGGUUCUUUGUUGUUUAGAGUUCUUCUUGGCAACAUAUAUAUAUAUAUAUAUAUAUACAGAUAUAUUGGCUCUCUUUUUGUGAAAACUGGUGUUGGAAAUGAAGUUAACUUCAACCAUGAUAUGUGCUCCGUUAACGGCUCAAUCCGUUGAGCAAAUGGUGAGCGAUAUGCGAAAGGCUAAGGCACAAGGCGCAGAUUUAGUUGAGAUCAGGUUGGACUGCAUUGAGAACUUCCUGCCUCACAAAGACCUUGAAAUCAUCUUGAGGAAUAAGCCAUUGCCUGUGCUUAUCGUUUUUAGGCCAAAAAGGGAUGGUGGUUUAUAUGAAAGUGACGAGCACACGAGGUUUGAAACACUUAAUUUAGCUAAAGAGUUGGGCGCUGAUUAUGUCGAUUUUGAGCUCAAGUUGGCUUCUGUUCUUCCGGGGGAACAGAAAAUGAAUCAUCAUUGUGGCAGCAAAAUUAUUGUAUCAUACCAUGUGAAUGGUGAGAACCUUCCAAAAGAAGAUCUUGGCAAUAUUGUUGCACGCAUUCAAGCUACUGGCCCAGAUAUCAUCAGACUUGUCAUUGAUGCAGCUGAUAUUACUGAAAUAGCAAGAGUUUUUCAUCUGUUAUCCUGUUCCCAGGUACCUUUGAUUGCAUACUGUGUGGGGGAAAGAGGUCUUAUAAGCCAGAUAUUAUCCCCAAAAUUUGGUGGAUUUAUAGUAUAUGGAUCAAUGGAUGGAAACUCUCUACCAGGGCUCCCUACUUUAGACAGCCUUAGAAAAGCCUAUAAAGUUGACUGCAUAAAUGGGGAUACUAUAGUUUUUGGGCUUAUCUCAAAACCAGUUAGCCACAGCAAAGGACCAAUAUUGCAUAAUCCUGCCUUGAGACAUGUGAAGUUCAAUGGAAUUUAUGUUCCGAUGUUUGUCGAUGAUCUCAAGAAGUUCUUCAACGUCUAUUCCAGCCAAGACUUUGCUGGAUUUAGUGUGGGAAUUCCAUACAAGGAAGCUGUGGUUGAUUUUUGUGAUGAAGUUCAUCCGCUUGCUCAGUUUAAUGAACUUAACAUGAUGCAUCAGUCUAUAGGUGCUGUUAACACGAUUAUAAGGAGGCCCAGUGAUGGCAAGCUGAUUGGUUAUAACACAGAUUGUGAGGCUUCAAUAACUGCAAUUGAGGAUGCGCUGAUAGAAGAGGGAUGCACCAAUGGAGAAGCAUCAUUCAAUUCACCGCUUCAUGGUAAAUUAUUUGUGCUAGCUGGUGCUGGAGGUGCAGGAAGAGCCUUAGCAUUUGGUGCCAAAAGUAGAGGAGCUCGCAUAGUCGUUUUUGACAUUGAUUUUGAUAGAGCAAAAUGUCUAGCUUGUGCUCUAAAGGGCGAGGCACGGCCAUUUGAAGAAUUAGUCAACUUCCAGCCAGAGAAAGGGGCGAUUCUUGCCAAUGCAACGCCUCUGGGAAUGCAUCCAAAUACUGAUCGGAUUCCUGUAUCUGAGGCAACCUUGGGCGAUUAUCAGAUUGUGUUUGACUCUGUUUACACACCUAGGAAAACCAGAUUAUUAAAGGAAGCUGAAGCAGCAGGUGCCAUCACUGUCAGUGGAGUUGAAAUGUUUCUCCGACAGGCAAUUGGACAGUUCAAUCUCUUUACUGGUGGACAAGCACCUGAAGAAUUCAUGCGACAGAUUGUUUUUGACAAGUUCUGACGUAAACUAUAGUAUUUUGUGUACAAUAAUAAUGCUCUCAUAUAUAUAUUUUUUCUUGUCUAAAGCGCACACAUACGCACACACACACACACGUAUUUCCGUGCUUUAAUCUUCUUUCAUUUGCUUUCAAAUUAAGCACUAGAUCGCUUACGGUUUUACUGUAUGGAAGCCUCUCCUAUCGUAAUGUUGAAAAGCUUCCAAUCAAACUGCAAAAGCAAAGAUCGACGGACACCAAAUUCGACAAAUAAUGAAAAUAUACUCAUUAUUGAUUCAA